This is a messenger RNA of Coffea eugenioides, 891 nucleotides long. RefSeq lists its product as uncharacterized. NCBI's taxonomy places the organism in Eukaryota, Viridiplantae, Streptophyta, Magnoliopsida, Gentianales, Rubiaceae. The transcript has a single exon. The coding region runs from base 176 to 769 and encodes 197 amino acids. The record is from RefSeq and is a predicted model, not a curated record.
ACACCCUCGGUCGGGUCCCCGUUGCCAGACGCUCCAUCCAUCAUUACACUAACACUGCAGAGUACAGGCCGCAAGCAAGCAAGCAAUACAACCGUUAUUUAUCUCGCACAGCCACACCUAACACUUUUUUUCAAGGCAUUGUGAGAUCUCUCCGUAUAAUAAACAUACAUAGAAAAUGGGGAAACAUAAGCCACCUAAACCUCCGAGCGGUCGAACAAACUUGGCUUCAUGCAUAGUGGCAACCGUUUUCUUGAUUUUCGUUGUCAUAGUCGUCCUCAUUGUUUACUUCACCGUUUUCAAACCCAAGGACGUUAACCUCACGGUCAACGCCAUCCAGCUGCCCACCUUCUCCGUGGCUAACGGCACUGUUAACUUCACCUUCUCGCAAUACGUCACCGUUCUCAACCCCAACAGGGCCGUCUUUACCCACUACGACAGCUCCCUCCAGCUCCUCUACGCCGGAAGUCAAGUGGGCUUCAUGUUCAUCCCCGCCGGAAAGAUCGCCGCGGGCAAGAGCCAGUACAUGGCCGCGACCUUUUCCGUUCAGUCCUUCCCGUUGUCCGUUAACCAGCCGCUCAAUGUGGGGCCUACUGUUACUGAUGGGCUUAGUGGGUUUCGAGUCGGGCCCACGAUGGAGAUCGAGUCCAGGUUAGAGAUGGCGGGCCGGGUUCGGGUGUUGCAUUUCUUUAGCCAUCACGUGGACGCUAGCGCUGAAUGCAGGGUGGCCAUUUCCGUAAGUGAUGGAUCUGUAUUAGGAUUCCACUGUUAGUUAAUAGUUAGUAAUCUAAGAAGUGGUCUGGGUGAUUAAACUUUUUCUGAAAGAAGUGUAGAAUGUGGAUUUUUACUUAUGGGCAAUUGAUGACCAAUUUGAGCUUUGUUCCUUUUUCUUUU